UUUCGAGACUGGUACCCUUACAAUGGUCAUUGUGUAAACCGGAAAAACAAGUUGAUCAGCCGAUCAGCAGAUGUGACAUCGCAUUUGUUCAAAUUGUUGCACAACACAUUCAUCAUGAAUCGUGUCAGCUGUCCGCACCACCCAGAAGCCAAUCUCAUCGAAGAUUACCACGCGGGGGACAUGAUCUGCCCACAGUGUGGUCUCGUGGUUGUGGAUAGAUGCAUAGAUGUCGGUUCCGAGUGGCGGACAUUCAGUAACGACAAAGCCACCAGCGACCCGUCGCGUGUGGGCGCGGCCGAGAACCCCUUGCUUAGCGGCGGGGACCUGUCCACCAUCAUCGGCAAGCCCUCGGGAUCAUCCGGCUACGGGGAAAACGGCCAGGCCAAAUAUCAAAACAGGAAACAGGUUAGCAGUUCCGACCGAGCGUUACUGAGCGCGUUCAGAGAAAUUUCGCACAUGUCUGAUCGCAUCAACCUACCCAGAACAAUAGUGGAUCGCACAAACGGACUUUUCAAGCAGGUCCACGAGCAGCGUAGUCUAAGAGGACGAAGCAACGACGCCAUAGCCGCCGCCUGUCUGUACAUAGCUUGCCGACAAGAAGGCGUACCCAGGACUUUCAAGGAAAUCUGCGCCGUGUCCCGUGUUAGUAAGAAAGAAAUCGGUCGAUGCUUCAAGCUCAUUAUCCGAGCGAUCGAAGCCAACGUCAGCCUUAUCAACAGUGGUGAUUUUAUGUCGCGUUUCUGUUCCAACUUGAGUCUACCAACCUCCGUCCAAAAAGCGGCAACCUACGUGGCUAACAAAGCAGUGGAACUGGACCUUGUCCCUGGGCGGAGUCCCAUCUCGGUGGCAGCUGCCGCCAUCUACAUGGCAUCUCAGGCAUCGAAAGAAAAACGCUCACAGAAAGAAAUUGGCGAUAUUGCAGGCGUGGCAGAAAUUACAAUAAAGCAGUCGUACCGUCUGAUGUUCCCCAAGGCAAUGGAUCUAUUUCCAGAAGACUUCAAGUUCGUCACCAGGGUUGAGGACCUACCUGCGCCAUAAUGGAACAUUCCUUAUCCCCCUCCUGUCCCCAGGCCUUCCCCCGCCCACAAAUUGGACUUUUUGUGUAACUAGCAAAAAAACAAACGUAGAGCCUUUCCAAAGUACAAGUGCUGAAAUGUGUAACGUGUUGUAUUUAGUUAAUGUGUAGAUUUUACAAAUGCUGAGUGCAAUGGUAAGAAUAAUUUCAGAUGGAAUGUUCCAUUCCACAAGAUGAAAAUGGAACAUUCCAUCCAUCACUGUAUGAAAUUAUUCUCUCCACUGCAUCUGAUUGGUCAGUGCCACCCAAAAGUGUGACCGUCGAAUGGAACUUCCAUUUUUGUUGUGCGGCCGAGCCGUGCAUUAGGAUGGUUAUUUAUUUUAAAAAACUCAAAACUCCCAGACAGAUUUCUUCGUGAAGACAUAAUCCGGGUAGUUUAUUUGUUUUGUGAUGUAAAAACACAAACAAAAAACCCAAAACCCACAAAGUCUAGUUCUAUCGAAUACAAUUCAACUUUAUUAAAGUACAACUGCUUACAUCUGAGUAAAAUAAAGAGAAAUUACUACCUUACGUUUAUAACAAAAUAUUAACCCUCUGAUAAUACUAUUAUUUUCUCUCUGUUAAAUGUAAUUUCUGAACAGUUUGAAAACUGAAUGUCACAUUUCUUUGUCACGAUUGUUUCAAUUAAAGUUAUAUAAAUGUUGUACACAUCA
Messenger RNA from Patiria miniata (bat star), 1728 nucleotides. It is a transcript of the gene gtf2b, whose product is annotated as transcription initiation factor IIB-like. Gene Ontology annotation, molecular function: RNA polymerase II general transcription initiation factor activity; TBP-class protein binding. NCBI's taxonomy places the organism in Eukaryota, Metazoa, Echinodermata, Asteroidea, Valvatida, Asterinidae. The record is from RefSeq and is a predicted model, not a curated record. Bases 115 to 1038 code for a protein of 307 amino acids. The transcript is spliced from 9 exons. Gene Ontology annotation, biological process: transcription initiation at RNA polymerase II promoter; transcription preinitiation complex assembly. Gene Ontology annotation, cellular component: transcription preinitiation complex; nucleus.